Fraxinus pennsylvanica is the source of this 396-nucleotide messenger RNA. Lineage: Eukaryota; Viridiplantae; Streptophyta; Magnoliopsida; Lamiales; Oleaceae. The record is from the annotation of a GenBank genome assembly.
AUGGAACAAUGGGAAGGAGCUGAUGGCAGUUCACAUUUGCUAACUGACCAAAACCCCAUUCAAGUCAUUGUUGAUACUGUUAUCAAUAGGCUUUUGAUAUUUCUCCCCUGCGACGUCUCAAUCAAGCAAUAUACCUUCUCAAACAUCAAGAGCAUUGCUGAUGAACUUAUAAAUGCUGCCAAAAGAUCUUCUAACAGAAUGGAUUCACAAAUUAAGCAUGCGAUCGUGGUGAAAAUUGUGGGUAGGACUGGGUCUAGAGGUCAGGUGACCCAUGUGAGAGUGAAAUUUAUUGAUGAUCAGAACCGAUUCAUUAUGCGAAAUGUCAAAGGACCUGGCAGGGAGGGUGAUGUUCUCACCCUGCUCGAAUCUGAGAGAGAGGCCAAGAGGCUGCGCUGA